This is a messenger RNA of Lepisosteus oculatus (spotted gar), 1948 nucleotides long. The record is from RefSeq and is a predicted model, not a curated record. NCBI's taxonomy places the organism in Eukaryota, Metazoa, Chordata, Actinopteri, Semionotiformes, Lepisosteidae.
GUGCAGACCCGUUUUGUUGCUUCCCAUCCGCUGCCAUGGAAAUAGGGUGAAAAAAAAAAACAGCGAACUGUUUGGUAAACCUUCCGUCGUGAACUUAUUUGCAGCUCUCCAGACUGAGCUAACGCUGCUGGGCUUUCAUUAAAAUGUGUUCUGAUUUACAGAUUUUCCAAAUACAUUCUUUUGGACAUGAAUCCCUUCUGUUACAUGUUGCAUCCUAUGUGGCGAGGAGCAAUGCAUUACCAAGGACAAAUAUGAACAUCUUUCCCCUGCAGAUUUGCAUGGGAUUUGUUGGAAGUACUCGCAUGAAAUCCUGAUGUUCCUGGUGGGGCUGACCGGAGGGAUUGCCUCAGGGAAGAGCACUGUGUCCUCAGCCCUAAAGGAGCUCGGCUGCCCGGUCAUUGACGCUGAUGUGGUGGCCAGACAAGUGGUGGAGCUCCACAGCCCAGCCUACCAGAGGAUAGUGCAGCACUUUGGCUCUGAGAUCCUGCUGGAGAAUGGGGAGAUCGACCGUGAAAAACUGGGUCACAUAAUCUUCUCCAACCCAGAGAAACGCAGGCUGCUCAACUCCCUCACCCACCCUGAGAUCCAGAAGGUCAUGCUGAAACAGAUUGUGGGGUAUUUCCUGAGAGGGUACCGCUAUGUCAUCCUGGAUGUGCCCCUGCUCUUUGAGAUGCGCCGGCUCACCCGCUUCCUGAAGCACACGGUGGUGGUGUACUGUGACCCGGCCACCCAGUUGUCUCGGCUGAUGCAGAGGGACAGGCUCACACAGGAGCAGGCCGAGAUGCGCAUCGCCUCCCAGAUGCCUCUGAACGAGAAGCGGGGACUGGCCAGUCACGUGGUGGAUAACUCAGGUAGCCGGGAGGACACCCACAGGCAGGUUCUGCGGCUGCACGCUCAGCUGGAGGACUCCAUGGACUUCCUGUUGGUCAGGGCCCUUGCGAUUGCCACGGCGACCGGUAUUGGAGGCCUCCUCUUGUUCAGCCUGAAGCAGCUCCUCUCUUAACAAAGGAGCUGGAUGGGAUUGUGGGUAAAAGGCUUUUCAUCACGGUUCUGUGUCAACACGGGUUAUGAACUGUAGAGGAAAGAAACAAUGCAAGUUUAAUUGCACCUACUGUCAUUUUUUUAAUCUCUUAUUAUAGUUUUAAUAUUUUAAUGACAGUUUGCAGAUUUCAAUUCUUGAUCUGCUUUUUUUAAUCUGUACCGGACAGUUUUGUAUAGAAUUCUACAAAGGCUACAUUUCAAACGUUUCUGUGAAGUAUAGAUACUCUUUUAAGGACACCAGGACGAAAAGACUGGCCAACGUAUAGGAAAAACCUCCAUAUAAUUCAGUUGAUGUGUUUUAUGUCUGUCAGAGCUUCAAAGCAAUGCAGAAGAUUUGAGGGACCGGUCUGAAUUUGAUUAAACUGUGAAUCAUUUCCAACUUCAGCCAUGGGGAAAAGGGAUUUUAGGUUUUUGCAUGCUAUGAGAAAAGUUAGACUAAUACUGUAAAAAAGCUGAAGUUUUUCUUUAAUGCACAGGGGCACUUUCUAAAUGCACUGUCAGGUUCUAGCUAAAAAUAUAUGCAGCAGAAAAUGAUGUCAAAAGAUGUUGCACAGACUGAUCUGGUUGGUAUCUUUACAAACCAGUCUCAGUCCAGUUAUUUAAUUAUUGGCUGAACCUGUUCAAUUUAAGAUCUUUUCAAUGUUCUUUAGAUGAUAAAUACCUGCUGGAUUCCAGCCCUCCUGUAUUGAAUUGGUACACCCGUGGUAAAGUGGUUCAGUUGGACAUUGUGUUUUAUCCUCUAUGUUGUUUUAUCUGUAGUGAUUUAAAAUCUCCAUUAGAGGUCAGCAUUGCCAUUUGGGUUGAUGUUUUAUGUUGCUCUUACUGUCACAAAUGUUUUGGGAAUUAGACUAUUCUAUUUUUAACACUUUCCUUCUUUUUAUGAAUAAAUAUUUUGGAAUUCUCAAUA